This is a messenger RNA of Solanum dulcamara, 813 nucleotides long. RefSeq names its product induced stolen tip protein TUB8-like. NCBI's taxonomy places the organism in Eukaryota, Viridiplantae, Streptophyta, Magnoliopsida, Solanales, Solanaceae. The transcript has 3 exons. The coding region runs from base 87 to 554 and encodes 155 amino acids. The record is from RefSeq and is a predicted model, not a curated record.
CAAAAACACUAUUUGCUCCCUUUUUUUCAUCUUUACAUUUUCUUCAUUUCUUAUUAGUUUCAAGUUUAUUUCUCCCUUUUUCAAAAAUGGCCACUGUUGAGAUUCAAUCCACACCAGCAACAUCAGUAGGAACUGCUCCAGCUGAAGUCGAGGCGAAAAUCACACCAGAGGCAACCAACAUUGAUGAAGUAGCCCCAGUUGUGGACGAAACAACACCAGCACCAGCACCAGCAGAAGAAACCUCUUCAAUUGAAGAGAAAGUGGUCCCUACUGUGGAAGAUACCGUGAUCGAAACAACACCAGCACCAGCACCAGCAGAAGAGGCUAUUUCAGUUGAAGAAAAAUCAGCCCCUGCUGUUGAGGAAACAGAGUCCUCUGAAGAAAAAACAGAGGACUCUGUUUUAACUGAGGAGGCAGUAGUAGCAGAAGUUGCAGAAGCACCAGCAGCAGAAGAUGAAAAAGUUGAAGUGAAGAUUGAGGCAAAAGAAGAAGAAAAAGUUGAUGAGGAGACAAGGGAACCAGCUGCUGAACCAGUUGAGAAGACUGAAGAGUAAAACUGAUUUUUGACUCUUUAUAAGGAGUGAUGAAAAAGAAUGAUGCAAUGAUUGGUGAAUAACAUGGGGGUGGGGGAUGAUGUUUUUAUAUUAUAAGUUAAGGUUUUAUAUAUUUACUAGUACUAUUUAGUAUGAUAACUAGAAUGAAGGAAUGUGUUGUUAUAAUGCAUAUAUCCUUGGGUCGUUGGUCUUUGUGGUUUUGAGUUUAGAUGAUAUGAGAUCUGCUCUCUUGUCUUUGAAUAAUAAAAGGAUGAGUAUA